Acanthoscelides obtectus is the source of this 564-nucleotide messenger RNA. The record is from the annotation of a GenBank genome assembly. Lineage: Eukaryota; Metazoa; Arthropoda; Insecta; Coleoptera; Chrysomelidae.
CCGAUUUCCUGCCGUCCGAACACUCGUCACUAUUCAUUACAAUUUUUUCGUGUAGUCUGUGAGGACGGAUUUUUCCUUUGCACGUAAAAGUGGUGAAUAAUGUCGGAAAAUCGCAAAUCUAAGAAGAGAAAGAUACAAGAAUUAUUGCAGGAUCUUUUGGAAAACUCAAGCGUCUCGGAGAUUUCUGACGGGCCCCAACCUAGUGACGACGAGGACCCCGAAAUGACCUGUCCCAUUGCCGACCUUUCAAAAGCGAAUCGGGUGCAACCGCCUAAUUGUUUAUUGGCCCUGCUAGAAAAGAAAACAUCGGACAAUUUAGGGCCAGAGGUGCACUCCGAUAUUUUAGACUUGCUAUCAGUUUUCUCGCGGUUUUUGAAAGGAAUAUAUAGACAGAAACCUCCGCAACCUAAAUACCAGAUAACAUGGGACCCUUCCUUAGUUCUGGACUAUUUAGCAAAAAUGUACCCUCUACCUGAGGUAUCGCUGCCUCAGUUGACCUGUAAGCUAGUAACUUUAUUAGCUCUACUUUUCCGGAUGGUCUUGUGGGCACAGAAGGCCUUAUAG